GGUACAACUGCGUUGAAAAAACAAACUGUGGAGGAUGUAAAGAUGAAAAUGGUAUAACUAGAGACAUUGGAGAAACAUGGUCCACAGCGAAUUGUAAAAAGCAAUGCACCUGCAAAUCAAAUGGUAACUCAAAAUGUGCUAACCAUCCUAACUGCAUAGCUAUGAACGCUAAGUGUAUAAAAACUGAUGGCGAAUGGGGGUGCAAUUGUGAAAGAGGAUUAAGAAUGAACAACAAAGAGGAACAAAAUCCACAAAAGCCACCUCCAGAUGAAGAAUUCACAGAAAAAGAUGCAAAAACCAAAACUGCCUGUGAACAUAAAGUGCUCAAACUGGCCUGCCCAGCUGGUAGAAAGAUUGCUGUGAGAAGAGCUGUUUAUGGAAGAGGAAAGGGAGACAUGAAAGUUUGUCCACAAAAAUCAUUGUCAAAAUUCCAAAAAAGAAUUGCUGCCAGUGUGUGUGCUUCCAAGAAAUCUCUUUCACAAGUAAGGAAAUUCUGUAAUGGAAAGAGAAGAUGUAAUGUAUUGGCAAAGAAUAAUGUGUUUGGAGAUCCUUGCCCAGGAAUUUUCAAAUACUUGAGAGUUGCAUAUGUCUUUUUAGCAACACCACCAAAACCAAAACCAAAACCAAAUGUCAAGACUGGAGUUACGUGUGAACACAAAGUUCUUAAACUGGCCUGCCCAGCUGGUAGAAAGAUUGCUGUGAGAAGAGCUGUUUAUGGAAGAGGAAAGGAGACAUGA
This is a messenger RNA of Dimorphilus gyrociliatus, 737 nucleotides long. The record is from the annotation of a GenBank genome assembly. NCBI's taxonomy places the organism in Eukaryota, Metazoa, Annelida, Polychaeta, Dinophilidae.